Centruroides sculpturatus (bark scorpion) is the source of this 2278-nucleotide messenger RNA. RefSeq names its product huntingtin-interacting protein 1-like. Gene Ontology annotation, molecular function: actin filament binding; clathrin light chain binding; phosphatidylinositol-3,4-bisphosphate binding. Lineage: Eukaryota; Metazoa; Arthropoda; Arachnida; Scorpiones; Buthidae. Gene Ontology annotation, cellular component: clathrin-coated vesicle; actin cortical patch. Gene Ontology annotation, biological process: endocytosis; actin filament organization; clathrin coat assembly. The transcript has 3 exons. Bases 142 to 453 code for a protein of 103 amino acids. The record is from RefSeq and is a predicted model, not a curated record.
CAGCGCCAUCUAUGGUAGACGAUCGCAGUUACGAAGUCGAUCGACGAAAGUCGACGCCUUCGGAUGUUUUUGUAAUUUAAGUUUUUUUGGCCCAAAGGAUCUUUUACCCGGAAAAAUAGCAUUUUGUAUACAAACGUAAACAUGUCUUUACCUCUUUCUAAAGUGCUGGCACCGAAAAGAGGCAACAGUUUAGACGUAGAAAGGGAAAAUUUCGAGAAAACCCAAACCACUAGUAUAUCGAAAGCCAUCAACAAUCAUGAGUCACCGGUGAAAGAAAAACAUGUCCGAAAUGCAAUAUUGGGAACAUUCCGUGAAAAGGGUGCAGGUACAUUCUGGAGUGUUGUCAUGAAAUUACCAUUACAAGGAAAUCCAAUAGUCUGUUGGAAGUUUUGUCAUGUUCUUCAUAAAUUACUUCGUGAAGGUCAUCAGCACGUAAGUAAAAAUUUUAAUUAAUCAUUUAGGACAUGUAAAUUAAUUUUUCUUUUUUUUUUUACUUCCUUCCUACUAUGAUUUAUUUUCUGUUACUUAUCGAGAAACUAUUAUCAGAUCGUCUGCCGUCGUGUCAAUAAUAGAAUUAUUUAACGAUAACAAUUAUUCGAGAGAUAGUACGUGUUUAAAUCCUACUGCUAUAUGCAAAUAUUUAUCAAGUGAUAUUAUUAUAUUAAUUAUAUUUAUAGAAAUGUUAAUGAUAUAAAGCUCUAGAAAUCUUAAAUUUUUCAUUUUUGUGUGUAUUUAUAUUUGAUUAAUUAAUUAAUUAAUAUUGCUUUACCUAAGUGCGCAAACUUUACUGCAUUAUAAUUUAAAUUCAAAAUUAUUUAAGUUAGAACUGAUUUAUUAUAAACAAUGUAUUUUUGCAGACAUAACUAAAUCAGGAAAUGUAACUUGCAUCUGUUCCUAGAAUUCCUGUUGUAAACAUUAAUUAUUAGAUAUAAUAUUUUACUUUUACAAGCUGUCAAAUGCUUAUUCGGAUAUAUAGAUUGCAUUAGAUAGUAAAUUUUAUAAAUAUCAGCUAGCAAUAAUAAUUAAAGGUUGUGAUAACAAAAUUAGGCAAAUUUUAUUAAUAAAUAAAUCAAAAACAACUGUUUAUCGUGUCAAUUGAACGAUUUUCCUGCCUUAUUUCAGAUUCAUAGAAUAUUUCGAGUACAUUCACUUCAUUGAAUUAUACGUGAACAUUGUAUUAAUAUUCUAAUUAAAUAAAAAUUUUGUUUUGUUAGAGCAAAAUUAUGUAAUUUUCAAUUGUAUUUGGGUCUAUAGAUCCAUCUGGUGAUAAUUCUAGCUAUAUUUUGAGUGUAAGCGGACCCUUGAAAGGGAGCAUAGCAUCCCUGUAGAGAGUUGUACCAGAGAUUGACACGAUAUAAUCAAACUUAAAUUCAAGGGAAGAAAGAGGGAAGUAAAAACUAAAUGCCGAACAUAUCCUAAACAAAAUGCAUACUAAAAUCCACUAAGAAAUGAAGUAUUUGUGAAAAUAUAAUUCACUUUUUUAUAGUAAAUAUCACAGUCACUUUACCAGUACGUUAUAAAUGGCUUGUUAAAACAUUCAACUUUCCAAACGUACCUUUAGAUUUCAGUUGUCCGUUCAACAUUGCAAGUUACACUUACAAACUGUAUGAAUACCACACUACAUAACAGAAAAAUAUUACAUAUGUGCAUGUAGUAAUAACCAAGUUUAUAUAAAGGUGGUGUAAGUGUAUUGGAGCCACAGUAAGACUCUAGAAAAGCAUGGAUCUAUAGUCUAGAACCAUUUCGCUCUAAUGAAGUCAUGAGUGUUGAAAGGAGCAGUUAUGCUUGUUACUAAUUUCAUAAAUAUAUUCAUAGGAAAUACCAUUUGUUUGAAAUGCUUAUUUAAUCGAUAACUUCCUUAAAAAUAUCUAAAAGAAAUUUUUUUAAACUGUAUUUUUUAAGUUAUAAAUUAUACGAAGAUAAAUUUUACUUGUUAAAUUUAUUGCCAAGUGCUCCACCCAAUUACGUUUUAUGUUCUAAUGCAAUUUGAAAUCUUUGCAAAUAUAAAUUUUAAGUUGAUAAAUUUAGAAUCCUAAUAAAUUAUGGUAUAAAUAUAGGCGUCAGCCUACCAUUCUAGAAAACCCAGGAUUGAAUCUGGGCCUAGAGCUCCAGAAAUUUGUCUUGUAUACGUUCGGCCCCGUCCUCAUUUUCUGUCUGUUCCAUCAUAGGCACAUAUGGACCUAUAAAAGGCCCUCUUAGUGCACAUGGAUGGAAAAAAAGUCAGAAGUAAUAAUAAAUAUAUGAAUUUUGAGUCUUAAACUUUUUAAUUUUAGUUAAA